AUGUUUUUACAAUUGAUAUUAUCUGAAUUUAUUCUUAUUUGGGAAUAUAAUUUUAUGUAUAAAUAAAAUGAUUAUCUAUAAGGAUGGGAUAUCGAGUAAUCUGUGGAUUCUGAGGAAAGUGAAAAAAAAUAAGUUACUCAAGUUUCAAACAUUACAAAAACUUAACCAUCUGAUAGGUUAAGUUUUAAAAAGUUAUUCUUAAAGAGUCCUCAACUUUCACCUAUAAGAGUGAAUCCUCCUAAUCAUUAAACAACUCCAUUGAGGGAAUCAAUAAAAUAAAAAUUUGUGUUUGUCAAUCAAUUAAUGAAUAAGAAAUAUGAGAUGAAUAAAGGAUGUGAUGUUGAUAUUGAAUAAUCUCAUCAAGUAUUUAAUGUAAAAUUGUAAUAACCAAUAAAUAUUGCAAAUUUACGAAUAAAAUUGAAUGCCAUUCCAAAAUAACCAUAACAUACAAAAGCAUAUACUCAAAACUAAUUGUAAGCAAUGAUGCAGUUGAAACGUAGAAACUUAUAUUUAAGAUCAGUACUCAAAAAGGUAUGUAUCUUGAAUAUUAAAGGUUUGUCAUGAAAGUGAUGAACGAUAUUCAAAUCAUUAAAAAGCUUAAUAGCAAGAAAUAUUUCUCGGUUAUCGAUAUAUAGAUGAAGAUCUAUAGAAAUUACAGAGUCCAAGUAAUAGUAUGAAUCUCUAGUAUGUUAUUGUAUAUUAUAUUUAGAUAGUAAUCCCGUAAGAAUAGUAACAGAAGACCUGUAAAGGUAAAGUAAUAAUUUUGA
This is a messenger RNA of Paramecium pentaurelia, 767 nucleotides long. The record is from the annotation of a GenBank genome assembly. Lineage: Eukaryota; Ciliophora; Oligohymenophorea; Peniculida; Parameciidae.